UUACGACGUCAGUUACGACGUGCAGAGGGCAAAGGUCAAAUCAGUAAUGAAGAUUUCGCCACCGUAGCAGCCUCACUCACUGUCGCACUUGUUUAUUAUUUUUAACGAGAACUUUCAGAAGCGCGUGAUCUGCACCACAGCCAAACUGGAAGAAGUCAUGGCACGUCUGGUAGCAGUUUGCAGGGAAGGGGAAGAGGACUACCCAUUUCUCGCCAGACAAAUUCCCCUGUAUAUUGAUGAUUCACUCACGAUGGUGAUGGAAUUUUCUGACAGUGUCAUGGAUGUUGACAGCCAAGAAAUAAACACGUCUCAUUGGAAACAAUUUUCUGAGUAUCACUCCAAGUUGAAGCAGCAGGACUUGAAUAUUGCCCUGAUGGUGACUUCCAGAGAGGUGUACAGUGCAUUAGCGCAGCUGGUGCCAUGCGUGGGCUGCCGACGAAGUGUGGAGCACCUCUUCUCACAUUUAGUGGAAUCGGGGAACCCAGCCCUGGAGCCCCUAACAGUAAAACCCAAGGGCAUGCUCUCUGUCACCAAAGCCUGUUUAGCAGAUGUUAAGAAGCUCUACACCCUCUUCUAUGUCCACGGGUCAAAGUUGAAUGACAUGAUUGAUGCGAUUCCAAAAAGUAAAAAGAACAAACGCUGCCAGUUGCACUCUCUAGACACACACAAACCUAAACCUCUGGGGGGAAGCUGGAUGGAUGUGUGGGAGCUGAUGUCUCAGGAGUGCAGGGAUGAGGUUGUCCUCAUUGAUAGUGCUUGUCUCUUAGAGACACUGGAGACAUACUUGCGUAAACACAGGUUUUGCACUGACUGUAAGAACAAAGUUCUGAGGGCAUACAACAUCCUGGUGGGGGAGUUGGACUGCAGUAAAGAAAAGGGAUAUUGCGCUGCCUUGUACGAGGGACUAUGCUGUUGCCCCCACGAACGCCACAUCCAUGUGUGCUGUGAGACCGACUUCAUCGCUCACCUCCUUGGCCGGGCGGAGCCUGAGUUCUCAGGAAGCUAUGAACGCAGAGAGCGACAUGCCAAGACUAUUGACAUUGCACAGGAAGAAGUCCUAACCUGUCUCGGUAUUCACCUGUAUGAGCGGCUGCACAGGAUCUGGCAGAAACUACGAGCAGAGGAGCAAACCUGGCAGAUAUUGUUCCAUUUGGGAAUUGAUGCACUACGCAAAAGUUUUGAGUUGGCCGUGGAGAAAAUGCAGGGGAUCAGUCGGUUAGAGCAGUUUGUCGAGGAGCUGUCCGAGGAGGAGAGGGCCAAAGAGCUGAAGCAGGAGAAAAAGAGGCAAAAGCGAAAAAAUCGUCGCAAAAACAAGUGUGGCUUUGACGUAACAGAACAGGAGGGAGAGGACAAGGAGAAGACUCUGGAUGAGGGUUCACUUGAGUCUGUGGAGGGCGAUUGCAAGGUCUGCGGUAGCCACGAUGAGGAGGCCGGAUGUGAUCAGAGUGCCGCCAAUGGAAGCACUUCCUGUAGCUGCCCAGACAACACCAAACAGGAUUUGUCUCCCCACAGCAAUGUUAGUGACUGUGGCUACUCCUCAAGUAUGGAGGGCAGUGAGACAGGAUCGCGGGAAGGCUCUGAUAUUGCCUGCUCUGAGGGAAUAUGCAACCAUGCAGGAGAUGACUCCAAUGCCCAUCACUGUGCUGAAGACAAGGAGGAGGAGGAGGAGGAGGGGGAGGAGGGAUUAGACAGCUGUGUGGACUGCUGGCCACACUCUGUGGAAAACACUCAAUGCAAGAGUAAAAAGAAGAAAAGGAAGGGCAAGGGUUUAUGCAACGAUCAGGAUGAGUCAGAAGUGGCUUCAGAUGAAGAGAAUUGUCUGACACAGGAUGAAAUCCAAGCAUUUUUGGAAAGAAACCAGUCCUUCUACAAUAACCGCCACCAGUACCGACAGCUCCUGAAAGAGAAGUUCACCAACUACUGCCGUGCCACUGAGCUGAGCAAGCAAGUCUGUGGAAAGUGGUUUACCACCACCAGUGUCAACUAACUGCACUAAUGGCAUCUUCCCUGGGAAAAACUCUUGUGACCACUGCUGCAACAACUUUAGAAAAGAUAAAAUUCUGAAGUACAUUUGAUGUCUUGUUCAGUCAUUUCUUCUUUGAAGUAAAUGUGAUUCUUACUUUCUGUUGAUCAUCUCUCUAUUUUGCACUUGUACACCAACACACUUUUCCAUUUAAUUUCUUGGCCACUUUCUCUCUUUUUACCUGUAAUUUUUCUCUUUGACCAAGCCUAGCUAUUUGUUGUAGGUCUUGUGUAGGGUUAUUGGGUAAGAGCACAGUGGAAUCACUAAUCAAGCUUUACAAGCGAUGACAUUAGGGAUACAUUUUAGGAGUCUUAGUUUAUGUUUUCUUUUUACAUUUCUUUUUUCUGUUUUGUUUCUCUUUGGUGACACUUUAGUGUAUUGGUAAAGGUUGUACCAUUAAAUGUGUACAGAAAUUCUAAAUAUAAAAGAUUUUACAGAGAAUAAACAUCCAUUUGUAAUAAGGAUUUGGGUGUGAUAAGAGCGCAAUGUGCAAAAUUGACGAAAUAAAGAAUAUUUAUUAAUAUGCAUUAUAAAUUUGUUGUGUUUUUUGACCUGUAUAUUCUGAUUUUAGAAGAUAGAUUAAUACUAAAGUUCUAA
Molecule: messenger RNA, 2620 nt
Organism: Cottoperca gobio
Lineage: Eukaryota; Metazoa; Chordata; Actinopteri; Perciformes; Bovichtidae
Gene: ggnbp2
Product: gametogenetin binding protein 2
Exons: 13
Coding region: 158-1987 (609 amino acids)
Cellular component (GO): nucleus; cytoplasm
Source: RefSeq, a predicted model, not a curated record